AUGUUCAGAGACCGAACAAAUCUCUUUCUUUCCUACAGAAGAACCAUCCCUCGACCCCCCAAAAUUUCCCAUGACCGCACAAUCACCCUAGCCGAGGAGGAAGAGGGACUCAUGUCCAAUCGCCCAAAAAGCAACAGAAAUAGAGCCAAAGGCGAGGAUCCGGACUCAAUCGAGUUGAAGCCGCUUGCGCCUUCCAUUUUCGACAUAUCGCAGUCAUUGGACGAGACCUUGGCUUCCAUCAAGCUACGUACAAACGACCUAAGUUCACUUUACAAGAAGCUACUUAUCACUCGUGAUAGCGAGAAGGCUGCGUUGGAAAAAGCAAUCGAGGACCUCAAUUAUACCAUCACCAAGAUGUUUGAAGCGUGCUAUGUGCCCAUCAAGAAGUUGGAGUUUCUUCAGAAGAAUUACCAGCGAUUGAAGCUCGACUAUAGCACAGAUGAAUUGGCAAUCAUAGAGAACUACAAGAAGUCAUACGCGGUUCGGAUCCAGGAGAGUCUGCUCGUGUUCCGCAAUUUACAAAACAAUUACAUCAAAUUCUUGCGCGAUGAUGACGAAACCAACGACGACGAUACCCGCCAGCUAUUAGCCGGCUCGUCUGCAAAUAAGGUGGCACUUCUCGAAGAGGAUACCAGUAACAUCGAGUCUUACUCAAAGCAUGCUCUCCAGCAGGCACAACAGCAGAUCCAAAACAACCCCAAUUCGCUGAUCCUAGCCUCGCGUGAACGUGAGAUCUCCAAGCUUGCAAUGGGAAUUUUGGAGAUAUCUACCAUUUUCAGAGAAAUGGAGACUUUGGUGGUGGACCAGGGAAGCAUGCUCGACAGAAUAGACUACAAUUUGGCGCAGGCGGUCGAAGACUUGAGACAGUCGGAUAGAGAGCUCAUAAAGGCCCAGGGGUAUCAGAAACGCACCACCAAAUGCAAAAUUAUCUUUUUGAUGAGCUUGGUGGUACUUGCAUUGUUCAUAAUUGUUUUGUUGAGGCCACAUAGCACAACGAAGAUCGUUGAGAAGCCCGUGGAGAGUAAGCCCAAUCCUGAUCAGCUGCUGUGA
Australozyma saopauloensis is the source of this 1050-nucleotide messenger RNA. It is a transcript of the gene TLG2, whose product is annotated as Tlg2p. NCBI's taxonomy places the organism in Eukaryota, Fungi, Ascomycota, Pichiomycetes, Serinales, Metschnikowiaceae. The record is from RefSeq and is a predicted model, not a curated record. Bases 1 to 1050 code for a protein of 349 amino acids. Gene Ontology annotation, molecular function: SNAP receptor activity; SNARE binding. Gene Ontology annotation, cellular component: SNARE complex; membrane; endomembrane system. The transcript has a single exon. Gene Ontology annotation, biological process: intracellular protein transport; vesicle-mediated transport; vesicle fusion.